AUGGGUAUCGCAAUGUCGCCUUUAUCAAAUAACUCAUUAUUUAUUAGUUAUCAACGUAAUCCACUCCCGGAAUAUCUUCAGAAGGGCCUUAAUGUUUCGUUGUCUACCGACGAUCCUCUACAAUUCCAUUACACUAAAGAAGCUCUGAUGGAGGAGUACUCAAUCGCUGCACAGGUAUGGAAACUGAGUUCGUGUGAUAUGUGCGAACUGGCUCGCAACAGCGUCCUUCAGAGUGGAUUUGAAGAUAAAGUGAAAAUCCACUGGUUGGGUCCACAUUACCAUUCAUCGACGAAUGUUCCAGAUAUUGCAUUUAACAAAUUCUUCGUUCGUUUCAGGGUGUCCUUCCGACACGAGGCACAUGUUGACGAGCUAUGCAAUUUGUUCCGCGUUCAACAUUUAACAAAUUCUGACUAG
Molecule: messenger RNA, 414 nt
Organism: Cooperia oncophora
Lineage: Eukaryota; Metazoa; Nematoda; Chromadorea; Rhabditida; Trichostrongylidae
Source: the annotation of a GenBank genome assembly